Xylaria bambusicola is the source of this 2529-nucleotide messenger RNA. RefSeq lists its product as uncharacterized. Bases 245 to 1909 code for a protein of 554 amino acids. Gene Ontology annotation, biological process: protein refolding; response to heat. The transcript is spliced from 3 exons. Lineage: Eukaryota; Fungi; Ascomycota; Sordariomycetes; Xylariales; Xylariaceae. The record is from RefSeq and is a predicted model, not a curated record. Gene Ontology annotation, molecular function: ATP binding; heat shock protein binding. Gene Ontology annotation, cellular component: cytoplasm.
CGAUCACUCGCGAGCUUGGUAGUCGACGGUCUUGGCAUUUGCGCUAGAGGAGAAAAAAUGUUGGAGCGUCAUCGCACCUAGACCAGACAUAUGAGAGAUGCUUCCUAUAUACAAAUUUCUUCCUGUUCAUUGACCCUAGAAGAUCGUGCGGCGCUGGGAGUCGUGUGUUUCCCACUCGAGCGACAUGUUCUAGGUUCUUGUAACGAUCAUUUAUUAUCCUCCACCUAUCACCGAGAUUCGAAAGAUGAAUUCUAGUGUAUUCGUAAAGGCGGCGCUGCCGUCGCGCAUGCUCUCCCCAGCUCAGAUAUGUCGAAGACAACGGUUACGAAAUAGUUUGCGACAGCGCAGGACACCGACUAACUCAAUAUCCUACCUGUCAACGAGACCUGUACAACCACCCGCGAGGCCGUCACCUCUGGGAUCCGCCCAAAAGAGGCCAUUCCACGCAACCUCGAGCCACCUCGCCAUCAAGGAUCCAUACAAAGCCCUCGGUGUUGAGAAAUCUGCUACGGCUAGUGAAAUCAAGAAGGCGUAUUAUGGUCUAGCAAAGAAGUUUCAUCCUGAUACGAAUAAGGAUCCAUCAGCCAAAGACAAAUUUGGUGAAAUCCAGUCGGCAUACGAAGUUCUAUCUGACCCCAAGAAAAGGGAACAAUAUGACCAGUUCGGCGCGGCUGGGUUUGACCCGGAUGGUGCAUCUCAUCCAGGGGGUGGUAGUCCUUUUGGCCAAGGGAGCCCGUUUUCGGGCUUCGGAGCCGGAGGUGGCUUCGGGGCUGGCUUUGACUUUGAGGAGUUGUUCAAUGCAUUUGCCGGUGCUUCUGGGGGCAACCCGUUCGGCGGCAGUGCAGGUCAUGGUCGUGGUUUUGCACAUGAAACGCUGGUUGGAGAAAAGAUUGAAGUGCAAACAAGCAUAUCGUUUAUGGAGGCGGCUAAGGGCACAAGCAAAACCAUCACAAUACACCCUUUGGUUACAUGCCGUACUUGUACCGGAAGCGGCUUAAAACCUGGAGCUCGACGAACCCAGUGCAAGUCGUGCGGCGGAUCGGGUACGCAGGUGCAUUUCAUGCAAGGAGGUUUCCAGAUGGGGUCGACCUGUUCUACUUGCGGAGGCACUGGCCAACGGACCUCUCGAGGGUCAGAGUGCAGGACUUGUCACGGAGAUGGAGCAGUCAAGACUCAAAAAACGCUUACUGUCGAUAUUCCCGCAGGUAUCGAGGAUGGCAUGAAACUUCGGUUGGAUGGGGAAGGGGAUGCACCAAUCACUGGGGGUAUGACUCCGCCUGGCGCUCGUACGGCAAGAGGCGAUCUAUAUGUCGUGGUACGAGUGGCAGCAGAUCCGAAAUUCAAGCGUGCGGGCUCGGAUAUCCUGUACACUGCGAGUAUUCCCGUAACUACUGCUAUGUUGGGCGGAGAAGUCACAGUCCCUACGCUGGAGGGCGAAGUGAACGUCAAGGUUGCGACAGGCACGAAUACAGGAGACAAGAUUACUCUGGGUGGUAUGGGGAUGAAACAGCUGGGCUCACGCCGUGGAGCGACAGGUGACCUCCGGGUCGAGUUCCGCGUAACGACGCCCAAGUAUCUUUCCGCGAGCCAGCGCACCAUCAUGGAGAUGCUGGCUGAUGAAAUGGGUGAUAAAACGGCCAAACGAAUCAUGAACGUCAAAAUGCCCGACUCCAGAAGUACAGACUCAUCGUCAAGACCUAGGGAGGCAACGAAAGAUGAUGACCCAGCCACACACAGGAGUGAAGGGUUUCUUAAAUCAAUGUGGCACAAUCUGACCAACCAUCCUGCUCAUCGAAAUUCAUCAGAGGUAUUCGGUGCGGAAGAAAAGAAGGCCCAAGACAACCAGUCUGAAACUAAGGCUGAGAAGACGAAGGGUCCCAAGGAAGAGUCGAGCGAGAAUAAGCCUUAGAUCACCUAGGGAUGAUCCAGCGUGUUGAACAUUGAAUGUAUCAUUUGCAGCACUGGACUGGUAGCCAUUGUACAACCAAUUUCUUAGUACUUUAGAAUGGAGGCACAGUACAGACGGGCUAAUGCAUCGGGCGGUGUUGAUGAGCGGACGCAUGUACUUGGACUUUUCGAUCUUUUCCUGGAGGAAAUUAGACUUUCACGCCGCGGGGCUGUACCGCACUCUCAUGACUGAUGUUGGCGAUGAGAUCCUAGACGUAGGGGGGCUCUUUUUUGACGCCCCUCGCGUUCUAGCAUUUGUAUACUAAUCAACAAUGUACUCGAUGCAGCAUUUGGCAACCGCAGCCAUCGCGGCACGUUGAAGGUCACUCUACUCAUCAAAAAAAAAUAUGGCAAUAAAAUCUAAUUAGUUUUGGUUAAUUUGAAGAUUCCAAUCCACGUUGACCUCAAGAGUGCUAGUACAUGGCCUUGAGUACCAGUUAUGUCCUAUUACGGUGUGCAAUCUUGUUCUCGGUGAAGAUACUGACACAUGCUAUACAGAAACUACCUAAUAACUGUGUAUCACGGCGGUGAGGAUCGGGUAGUUAUCUCGCAGUCAUAGGUGGCCACAGAAACGACUGCUUA